AUGGCGCCCAAACGCGCUGCACGCCGGGCCGGCGCGACUCCUGCACGAUACCAGGAAACACCACGCCAGGGAUCCUGGCUUGAUACUAUAUCCAACAUCCCGAUCGGAGCAACGUGGGAAAUAGGCGCAUCUACGACAACCGCAUUACCCGACGACAACUAUCUACAGCCUGAUUACGGGUAUAACGGGAUGGGCGACGGCGUGACUCGGGAGCGAGCUGCUGCGAAGAAAGGGCGAAAGCGCGAACCAACGCCCGACCAGGCUCAGCUUCAGCAAUCACUAUACAGUGCGGUAUCAGACCAACACUCCGACAAAACUCCUUCACCUCCGAUCCAACAUUCUAUCUCGACCGAUUCCAGUCCAGUUCAACCUCCUUCGCAGCGUCGAUUAUCAAAUUCCCCUAUGUAUCCGUCACCACUUCAGCGGCCGGGCCACAGUGGUCGAAUGAAUAGCUCGCCAUUUCGCCAUAGCUCUGUUGACAAUGCUUCUGUGGCAUCUUGGAACCUGGAGCGGGAUAUCAACGAUGAUGACUUGCAGAGGACGCGGCCGAGCAGUCAUGGGCACAACAUCACAGCGCCCCCUCGACGUGUUUCUGGGCUGGCUGGCAUUUACGAGGAGAAUGAAGAUGUCAAGUCGGAAUACGCAUCCAGUGUUUAUGAAUACCAGGACGUUCCCCAAGUAGGCUUUUUACGUCGAUGGCUAUCGUCCGAGGGAACGGAAGGUUCCCAACGGAACUGGGCUCGGACUGUGUGCUUGCUACUGUUAGUUCUGAGCUUGAUGUCUAUGCCCCUGCUCGUCCCGAAGGCUCGCGAUUAUCUGUAUCCCGACGAAUUCGACUGGGUUUCUUCGGAGACAAGCCUUCCCAAACAGGAGGUUAUUCACAGCCUCCGGAAUCAGGUAUCCAAAAUGGACGUUCAAAUGUCAUCCUUAUCGAAGGAGAUGAGCUCUGUUCGGUCGCUUUCCCUCAUCCAUGAUUCGACCCCUACAGAUGCAAUCCACCGGAAGCCGGUGCACAAAGUGAACUUCCUGUCAGUAGCAUUGGGCGCCAUAAUCGAUCCAGCGAAUACCUCCCCUACACUAGGAUCGAAGCGCAGCGCUUCCAUGCGGGCCGUUCUCUGGGCGAGUUCCUUCAUUACGAGGAUCCCAGUCCGAUCACAACAAUCCCCCACGUCCGCCCUUACCUCCUGGGAAGAAGUCGGCGACUGCUGGUGCAGUGCCCCUCGCAACGGCACGUCACAACUAUCCGUCCUCCUCGGCCGCGACAUCGUAGCCGAGGAACUGGUCGUCGAGCAUAUCCCCGUGGGCGCCUCUCUCGAACCCGAGGCAGCACCUCGCACCAUCGAAGUAUGGGCCCGCUUCAAAGUAAACCGCCACAAAACACCCGUCAAGGCCAAAUUAACACCCGAAGCCGCACCGGGCCGCACUGGCUUUUUCAAAGUCUUCGGCGACGCUACAGUCUCACAAACGCCCCCAUCGACCGAUGCCCCUUCGUCCCGGGAAACGGGUCUUGGUGGAUUCCUCAUACCGGGGAUCGGGACCCUGCACGGGCUCCUCAUGGAUCUGUUGCAGCGCAGUAAUCCGUUCGAGGACCCGAGCGCUUACUCGGACGACCCGAUUCUCGGUCCUAACUUCUACCGCAUCGGGAAAGUUGAAUACGAUCUCCAUGGACCGGAUUAUGUGCAGUCUUUCAAGCUUAACACGAUUGUUGACGUUAACACUAUUCGUGUCGAUAAGGUUGUUUUCCGUGUGACUGAGAAUUGGGGUGCGAAACACACUUGCAUCUACCGUUUCAAGUUGCAUGGACAUGUCUAA
Messenger RNA from Penicillium bovifimosum, 1812 nucleotides. RefSeq lists its product as uncharacterized. Lineage: Eukaryota; Fungi; Ascomycota; Eurotiomycetes; Eurotiales; Aspergillaceae. Gene Ontology annotation, biological process: nuclear envelope organization. The coding region runs from base 1 to 1812 and encodes 603 amino acids. Gene Ontology annotation, molecular function: protein-membrane adaptor activity. The transcript has a single exon. The record is from RefSeq and is a predicted model, not a curated record. Gene Ontology annotation, cellular component: meiotic nuclear membrane microtubule tethering complex; nuclear envelope.